GCUGCUCAGGCUCACUGCCGGGCAGCGGCGGCUGCCUGCGCUCUCCGCUUCUAGGUCUCCGCCGGCGGAUCCUCUCCUGGUGUCUGGAUUCCCGGGCCCUGCUAAACAUUUACCAUUUUGGAGUUUAAAGGAUGACAUCAUGGCAAAAUUUCGAAGAAAGACUUGCUUCAUUUUGUCACUUUUUAUUCUACUCUUUUUCUCUCUGAUGAUGGGCUUAAAAAUGCUGAGACCAAAUCAAGCAGCCUUUGGAGAUCCUUUUGGACUUGACCUUCUUCCAGAAAUUCGGCAACAAACUCAUUUGACGAAAGUUUUUGAUUCCCAAAAGAGUGACAAAAUCAACAGUGAAACCAACAUCAAGAACUUAAAAACUGAGGAAAGCACUGUGAAAGCUUCCGUAGCCUCUGAACCUCGUCCAGAAGAACUGCCGCCUCUGAACUAUUAUUUACAUGUAUUUUAUUACAGCUGGUAUGGAAAUCCACAAUUCGAUGGUAAAUACAUACAUUGGGACCAUCCCGUUCUCUCACACUGGGACCCUGGGAUCACCAAGAAAUACCCCAAAGGGAAGCACAAGCCCCCUGAUGACAUCGGCUCCAGGUUUUAUCCUGAGCUGGGAAGUUACAGCUCUCGGGAUCCCUCUGUCAUUGAAACUCACAUGAAACAAAUGUACUCAGCUUCAAUUGGAGUUCAUCGCCACCAUGUUGCUGAUGUCACUUCCUAUUAUACUUCUCAUUAUUAGACAAAGAAUAACUGGACUUAUUGUAAAAAUUGUGAGCACAGAACACGAUUUUGGUCCAUGGACUUUUCCUGCUGACACUGGCGUCUUUUGAAUUGAAGAAUAUAGUGAAAACUAUUUAAAUUGCUAUAUGAAUGUGCUUUAACUUGUUUAAAAUUCAUAUUUUUCCUUUGAUAUAAAUGGCCUUGUUUUUCCUUUUAUUGAAAUUGCUGUGUGAAAUAAUUAUACUUUUGUAUCACCCAGUGCAAGCUGGUUAAUUAUUUGUUCUACAAUUAAAGUGUUAUGUGUUUUAAA
Messenger RNA from Odocoileus virginianus texanus, 1027 nucleotides. Lineage: Eukaryota; Metazoa; Chordata; Mammalia; Artiodactyla; Cervidae. The record is from RefSeq and is a predicted model, not a curated record.